Paramuricea clavata is the source of this 399-nucleotide messenger RNA. Lineage: Eukaryota; Metazoa; Cnidaria; Anthozoa; Malacalcyonacea; Plexauridae. The record is from the annotation of a GenBank genome assembly.
AUGGAUAGGGAAGAGGAAAGUAUUUGCUGCCAUGAGAUCCCAGCUUGUGUUUCUAUAAACCAAGAAGCAGCACAAAUUGAGGAGAUACCCGUCCCAGAAUGUAUUACUGAUAACCCUGCAUUUCAGUAUUUAUGUCUGAAUUAUUGGGUCUUGCGAGUUGCUUGGAGCGAUUAUAGACGACAUUAUGGCAUAAAGGCACAUGAAGGACCUGAGCACAAAAAAACGAAGACAGUUGCUUACAGGCAGUUUGUUUGGUGGUGUUGGAAUAUUUUAGGCAAAGAGAUAAGGGUCCCCUUGCCAUCUUGUGCAGUUAGUUGUAUUCGAGCACACUUCCCACCACCAGGUUUAGAAGAGAACUUUGUUUUUGUUUUUGAGGGUUUUAAAUUUGCAGAUGAGUAA